This is a messenger RNA of Naegleria lovaniensis, 663 nucleotides long. RefSeq lists its product as uncharacterized. NCBI's taxonomy places the organism in Eukaryota, Heterolobosea, Eutetramitea, Acrasida, Naegleriidae. The record is from RefSeq and is a predicted model, not a curated record. The transcript is spliced from 2 exons. The coding region runs from base 1 to 663 and encodes 220 amino acids.
AUGGGAAAACGAAAGUCAAAGAAGAAGAGCUCUUCUUCCCAAUCACAGCCUCAACACUCCGAAUCGGAAAAGAAAAGAAAGAACAACAAGAAUGAUACAUUUUUUUUGGUUGAUCACAAGAGAAAGAAAAAGAAGUAUGAAAGUUCGAAACAUUCCAAUACUCCCAUUGUUUUGAUGGAAAUAGUGGUCUUGUCUUUUAUUCCAACAUAUUUAUUGUUGAGAAAUUUCAGAUUUGUAAAUAGAAAUUUUGCAAUAAUGGCAAUGCAUGCCAUUGAAAAAUAUCAAUUUAGUGAUCACUUUUAUGUAUCAGAUAAGAAAUUAGAGAAUCUAUCUCAAGAUGAGGUUCACAACUUGUUUACCAAGUUUCAUUCAUGUAAACGAAUGACAGUACAAGGUGACAUGCAUUGCGUUCAUUCAAUGGAGCUGCCAUUUCACAAGCUUCAAAAUCUUACUUAUUUAGACUGCUAUGAUAUUCCUGUCUCAUUUUCAGAAGAGAUUAUUCAAAGCAAUCUUGUUAACACACUUGUCAAACUGAAGAUAUUUACUAUUUUUACAAACAUGCCACUUCUGCUGAGAUUAAAGAACCUUCAAGACCUCAGCGUCAAGCUUGAUGACUCGGAUGAUUUGAAGCCUUUAAAUCUAGAAGGAGUUCUGAAUCUGUAA